Messenger RNA from Pongo pygmaeus (Bornean orangutan), 2706 nucleotides. Its product is annotated as glycerophosphocholine phosphodiesterase GPCPD1-like. Gene Ontology annotation, biological process: glycerophospholipid catabolic process. The record is from RefSeq and is a predicted model, not a curated record. The transcript has a single exon. The coding region runs from base 1331 to 2035 and encodes 234 amino acids. NCBI's taxonomy places the organism in Eukaryota, Metazoa, Chordata, Mammalia, Primates, Hominidae. Gene Ontology annotation, molecular function: glycerophosphocholine phosphodiesterase activity.
GGCAAGGGCGAAACUCUGUCUCAAAAAAAAAAAUAAAUAAAUAAAUAAAGAGUAAGCUCUCUGGUGUACACCUUCUGUCAUUCUUAUGCCUUUGGCCAUUUUGUGAUGUGGAAAUAUGAUUCUCAUCAGAUAUCAAUGGGAUGAUCUUGGACUUCCAUAAUCUAAAAUUGUGAGCUAAGUACACUUCUAUUCUUUAUAAAAUACCAACUCUAGAAUAUUCUGUUAUUAAAGCAGAAAAUGAAAAGAUUCACAGAAUCUCUAAAUAGAUUUUAAGAAUCAACAGUAUGCUUCACCCAGGUGACUUAUUUUAGAUUUAAGGGCACACAUAGGUUAAUGGUUAAAGAAUUUUAAAAACCCAUACCAAUAAUUGAAAGAGUGUAAGAGUGGCUAUAUUUAUAUCAGAAAAAACAGACUUCUAGAAAAAAAUCUGUCCCAAGAGACAAAGAUCACUCUACAAUAAAAAGAGGAUAAUUUGGCCCUCCGGCCCCGCCCCGCGGGGUGGCCUGGCAGUUUGGUCUGGAGCAGCUGAAACUGGUUUGAGCGUAGCCGCUUCCUGUCGCUUGGCGCUGCGACUGGCCGCCCUGGGGAGCGCUGGCGAGGCACCGACAGCGGGUGUCCGGUACCUCUGCCCGCGGUCCUCGCUCUCGGGCAGGGCGGCAGCGAUGCGGACCUGUGGACUAGCGAACCUGGCAGCACGACGUCAUAAAAUAAACCCAUCAGAAUGACACCUUCUCAGGUUACCUUUGAAAUAAGAGGAACUCUUUUACCAGAAGUUUUUGCAAUAUGUGGAAGCUGUGAUGCUUUUGGGAAACUGGAAUCCUCAAAAUGCUGUCUCUUCUUCCAGAGAAUGAGACAGGUGGAAGGAGCUAAGAUUGUAUCAGAAUGAGGACAAUGCCCUAAAACCUGUCUUAGCAGAGCCAGCAUGUUAUGGAAAGCAACCAUUGUACUCAGUGGAGGAGUAUAAGUUCAGCAUCGCUACUUCAAAGGGUACUUUUUAGAACCAAAGACUAUCGGUGGUCCAUGUCAAGUGAUAGUUCACAAGUGGGAGAUUCAUCUACAACCACGAUCAAUAACCCCGUCAGAAAGCGAAAUUGUUAUUGACGAUGGACAAUUUGGAAUCCACAGUGGUGUUGAAACUCUGGAUUCUGGAUGGUUGGCAUGUCAGAUUGAAACAAGAUUACGUUUGCAUUGUUCUGAAAAACCUCCUGUGCCAAUAACCAAGAAAAAAAUUUAAAAAUCUAGAUUUAGGGUGAAGCUGACACUAGAGGGCCUGGAGGAAGAUGACGAUGAUAGGGUAUCUCCCACUGUACUUCACAAAAUAUCCAAUAGCAUGGAGAUCUCCUUAAUAAGUGACAAUGAGUUCAAGUGCAGGCAUUCACAGCUGGAGUGUGGUUAUGGCUUACAGUCUGAUCAUUGGACAGAGUACAGCAUACGGACAAUGGGACCAGAUAACCUGGAACUAAUCUUUGAUUUUUUUGAAGAAAAUCUCAGUGAGCAUGUAGUUCAAGGUGAUGCUCUCCAUGGACGUGUGGAUACAGCUUGUCUCUUAUCAUCCACCAUUGCUGAGAGUGGAAAGAGUGCUGGAAUUCUUACUCUUCCCAUCAUAAGCAGAAAUUCCAGGAAAACAAUAGGCAAAGUGAGAGUUGACUAUAUAAUUAUUAAGCCAUUGCCAGGAUACAGUUGUGACAUGAAAUCUUCAUUUUCCAAGUAUUGGAAGCCAAGAAUACCAUUGGAUGUUGGCCAUCGAGGUGCAGGAAACGCUACAACUACCCAGCUGGCUAAGGAAAAUACUAUUGCUUCUUUAAGAAAUGCUGAUAGUCAUGGUGCAGCCUUUGUAGAAUUUGAUGUACACCUUUCAAAGGAAUUUGUGCCCGUGGUAUAUUAUGAUCUUACCUGUUGUUUGACUAUGAAAAAGAAAUUUGAUCCUGAUCCAGUUGAAUUAUUUGAAAUUCCAGUAAAAAAAUUAACAUUUGACCAUCUCCAGUUGUUAAAGCUCACUCAUGUGACUGCACUGAAAUCUAAGGAUCGGAAAUAAUCUGUGGUCCAGGAGGAAAAUUCCUUUUCAGAAAAUCAGCCAUUUCCUUCUGGUAAGAUGGUUUUAGAGUGUUUGCCAGAAGAUGUAGGGUUUAACAGUGAAAUAAAAUGGAUCUGCCAACAAAGGGAUGGAAUGUGGAAUGGUAACAUAUUUUGACAUGAAUCUUUUUGGAUAUAAAUUUAAAAACUGUUUUAGAAAAUUCUGGGAAGAGAGAAUAGUGUUUUCUUCAUUUGAUGCAGAUAUUUGCACAAUGGUUCGGCAAAAGCAGAACAAAUAUCCCAUAUUAUUUUUAAUUCAAGGAAAAUCUGAGAUUUAUCCUGAGCUCAUGGACCUCAGAUCUCCGACAACCCCCAUUGCAAUGAGCUUUGCACAGUUUGAAAAUCUACUAGGGAUAGGCUGGGUGCGGUGGCUCACUCCUGUAAUCCCAGCACUUUGGGAGGCUGAGGAGGGUGGAUCACCUAAGGUCAGAAGUUCAAGACUAGCUUAGUCAACAUGGUGAAACCCCAUCUCUACUAAAUAUGCAAAACUUAGCUGGGCAUGGUGGUGGGCGCCUGUAAUCCCAGCUACUCAGCAGGCUAAGGCAGGAGAAUCGCUUGAAUCCAGGGGGUGGAGGUUGCAGUGAGUCGAGAUCACACCAUUGCGCUCCAGUCUGGGCAACAAGAGCGAAACUU